Colius striatus (speckled mousebird) is the source of this 4057-nucleotide messenger RNA. It is a transcript of the gene SULF2, whose product is annotated as sulfatase 2. Gene Ontology annotation, cellular component: Golgi apparatus; endoplasmic reticulum; cell surface. Bases 636 to 3275 code for a protein of 879 amino acids. Gene Ontology annotation, molecular function: glycosaminoglycan binding; calcium ion binding; N-acetylglucosamine-6-sulfatase activity. The record is from RefSeq and is a predicted model, not a curated record. Lineage: Eukaryota; Metazoa; Chordata; Aves; Coliiformes; Coliidae. The transcript has 24 exons.
GCGGCGGCGGCGGCCCGCGGAGCGCAGCGCACCCCCGCACCCCGCUCCGGCCGCUUCCCGCGGGGCUGCUGAGGCCACCAGCUUCCCGGGGCUGGAGGGCGCCUCUCGGCCGCUGGGUGCCGGCGGCUCCGGGCCACCUGUGAAUUUUCCGCCUGGCGGGUGCCGUUACUUCUUACCUGAUGGAUGUUCCUAGACUGAGAAUGACAUGGCGUGGAGGACACUGCAGUAUUUAGUCUCUCUUUGAUGGCAUUACACAUUAGUUAAACUCAGAGCAGUUUAACUUUGAAGAUUGCUGCUGCUGUUACAGACCUGAAGAAGUGCUUGAUAUGCCUGAGAGUGUGUCUAUUCCAUCCCACAUGCAGCAGUUGAUCUAUUAACAGAUCCAGAUUUGCCUCUCACACUGCUUUUGACUACUCUGGACAGUAGCAACACGUUGAAUCUGACAUGAUUCCUGCCAGGUGUACUGCUGCAGAUGGAAUUCUGAGUAUAAGGAAUGAGAAUUGAUAGGACUUGUCAGUGUUCCUCCUGCUAUAGCCCAGCAAAUCUCUGAGCAGCAGCAAAGGAGACCUGCAAACAAAAAAGAAAUAGAAGCCCUUAACCUACCUUGUUCAGAGAGAGCACUAAAUCAGCACAAUAUGGCACAGCAUAGUAUUGUCCUUGGAUUAUUCAUGAUGACUGUUUUAUCACUGUUGGAUGGAAGUUCGGCUUUCCUGUUAAAUCAACGUCUGAAGGGAAGAUUUCAAAAAGACCGUAGAAACAUCCGCCCAAACAUCAUCCUUGUUCUUACUGAUGAUCAGGAUGUAGAACUUGGUUCUAUGCAAGUGAUGAAUAAAACGAGGCGGAUCAUGGAACACGGAGGCGCUCAUUUCAUCAAUGCCUUUGUGACAACACCCAUGUGCUGCCCAUCUCGCUCCUCGAUUCUUACAGGGAAGUACGUCCACAACCACAACACUUACACUAACAAUGAGAACUGUUCUUCCCCAUCGUGGCAGGCUCAGCAUGAGAUACGUACAUUCGCAGUGUACCUCAACAACACAGGAUACAGGACAGCUUUCUUUGGAAAGUACCUCAAUGAAUACAAUGGUUCCUAUGUGCCUCCUGGUUGGAAAGAAUGGGUUGGAUUACUUAAAAAUUCUCGAUUUUACAACUACACACUCUGCAGAAAUGGAGUGAAGGAGAAGCAUGCAUCUGACUACUCCAGGGAUUAUCUAACUGAUCUGAUUACCAAUGACAGUAUUACCUUCUUCAGAAUCUCAAAGAAGAUGUAUCCUCACAGGCCUGUGCUGAUGGUUAUAAGCCAUGCCGCUCCUCACGGCCCUGAAGAUUCAGCCCCUCAGUACUCACACCUUUUUCCCAAUGCCUCACAACACAUCACUCCCAGUUAUAACUAUGCCCCAAACCCAGACAAGCACUGGAUAAUGAGGUAUACAGGUCCCAUGAAACCUAUACACAUGGAGUUCACUAAUAUGCUACAGAGAAAGCGCCUUCAAACGCUCAUGUCUGUGGAUGACUCUAUGGAGAUGAUCUACAACACGUUGGUUGAAACAGGUGAACUGGACAACACGUACAUAAUCUACACAGCAGACCAUGGUUAUCAUAUUGGGCAAUUUGGGCUGGUGAAAGGAAAGUCCAUGCCAUAUGAGUUUGAUAUCAGAGUUCCUUUCUAUGUCCGAGGUCCAAAUGUGGAGGCUGGGUCCUUGAAUCCUCACAUUGUGUUGAAUAUUGAUCUUGCACCUACAAUUCUAGAUAUUGCUGGAUUGGAUAUUCCGUCUGAUAUGGAUGGUAAAUCCAUUCUAAAGCUACUGGAUUCUGAGAGGCCGGUGAAUAGGUUUCAUUUAAAGAAAAAGAUGAAGGUGUGGAGAGAUUCAUUCCUAGUGGAAAGAGGUAAACUGCUGCACAAGAGGGAGAAUGAGAAGGUAGAUGCCCAGGAAGAAAACUUUCUACCCAAAUACCAGCGUGUGAAAGACCUCUGUCAGCGAGCUGAGUAUCAAACAGCUUGUGAACAGCUUGGCCAGAAAUGGCAGUGUGUGGAAGAUGCCAGUGGAAAGCUCAAGCUGCACAAAUGCAAGGGAAUGGCAAACUUGGCAGCUGCAGGCAACACCAAAGGCAGCUCCGAUAUUUUGCCCAAGUAUUACAACAGGAAUAGUGAAGACUGCAAUUGUGAAGAGAACGAAUACAAGCUGAGCCACGUUGGGAGGAGAAAGAAACUCUUCUCCAAGAAAAAAUACAAACCAAGCUACACCCGGAAUCGCUCCGUCCGUUCUGUGGCUGUGGAGCUGGAGGGAGCUGUUUAUAACUUGGGUUUAGAGGAUGGCUACCAACCUGUCUUACCCAGAAACAUCACCAAGAGACACAAGAUGCAGAGGGCUGUUCUUCGAGAGGAGGAAGAUAAAGACAUGGGGGAAUACAGUGGCACUGGGGGCAUUGCAGAGUAUCCAGCCCCUAACCUAAUCAAAGUGACACACAGGUGCUAUAUCCUGGAGAACGAUACUGUUCAGUGUGACACGGAUCUGUACAGGUCACUGCAGGCUUGGAAGGACCAUAAACUUCAUAUUGACCACGAGAUUGAAACUUUGCAGAAUAAAAUAAAAAACCUGAGGGAAGUGAGAGGCCACCUGAAGAAGAAGCGACCUGAAGAGUGUGAUUGCAACAAGAUAAGUUACCAUUCAAAACACAAAAGCAAACUGAGGCACAAGGGAUCGAGUCUGCAUCCUUUCAAGAAAGCCCUGCAGGAGAAAGACAGACUGUGGCUGCUUCGGGAGCAAAGGCGGAAGAAGAAACUGCGCAAACUGCUGAAGAGAAUCAAAAACAACGACACGUGCAGCAUGCCUGGCCUGACCUGCUUCACCCACGACAACCAGCACUGGCAAACCGCUCCCCUCUGGACACUGGGCCCUUUCUGUGCCUGUACCAGCGCCAACAACAACACGUACUGGUGUUUGAGGACAAUCAAUGAGACCCACAACUUCCUGUUCUGUGAAUUCGCGACUGGAUUUCUGGAGUACUUUGACCUCAACACCGACCCCUAUCAGCUCAUUAAUGCCGUGAAUACGCUAGAUCGAGAUGUCCUCAAUCAACUGCACGUCCAGCUCAUGGAACUAAGAAGCUGCAAAGGAUACAAACAAUGCAAUCCAAGGACCAGGAACAUGGAUCUGGGACUUAAAGAUGGAAGCUACGAGCAGUACAGGCAGUUUCAGCGUCGAAAGUGGCCAGAUGUGAAGAGACCAUCAUCUGCCAAGUCACUAGGCCAACUGUGGGAAGGAUGGGAGGGCUAACCUCCCCCACCAGCUGCACCUCCAUGAGGAUACAAACUGGCCAGAACUUGAAUCCAUGUACAGACUAAAUGAAAAUGUGUAUGACUUCAGAAAGAAUUCUACUGUUAGCCUGGAGGACUGGAUCAACGUUGAGGCUGAAAUAGAUCCAGUGUUUGCACUGGUGAGCGAGUUCAAUAGAGGCGGUGAAAUUGUGGGAAAUGCUGUCAAAUACAGGUCUCGGGAAUCCACUCUCGUCCUGCUUUUUGCUUUGGAUUAUACCUCACCUGCUUCACAAGGCAUUUUACUUCAAGAAGACACCAGUACCACUCACCCAGGAACUGGAAGGAACGCAGCAGGCCAAAGAGGGGGCUCAGCCCCGGGGCAAAGCGGCCACACAGAAGUAAACUUGAAACGUUUAAAGUUCAACUCUAGCUUCAGUUGUCCUGACUAGACUUCCAAGCCAAGUAUAACUAAAGCAAGGUUUAGAUAACAUGGACACUUUUGCUGCUAACUGGGAUAAAGGUGGUGGUGGAAAAGAACUUUUCAGAGAUUGAUGAAUUGAAGAGAGCAGCAGCGUUGAAUAUUCUCAGCACAGUGGUAUUUCUCACAGUUCCUCUGAGGAUCCAUUUUAGUUCCACAUCUUGUCCAUCCUACUGCCACCUCUAGGAAAAUUAGAGAAAAUCUUGACUAACAGGAUGCCAGGUUUUUGGAGGGGUUGUGUAAAUAUUGACUGAUAUACUGUUUGAAAGUAAAUCCUUCAGGUUGUGAAGAGUUUUGUUAAUAAAAAGAGCGGAAUGCCCACA